CCUAUCAGUCCAUCGCAUAAUCAAUCGACCAAACGAUGGGAUUCGGCCUCAAUUAAGGGCGACUCAAAUCACUGCAAAAAGAAGUCCAAUACUCGUAAAACAACACAACCACUGAUGUUAAGGACAUUGGGAUCCAGUCUUCAGGUGCGCAAUGAACAGAAGGCCACCAAAGUGUUGGGACUCGUCUUCUUCGCAUUUGUCAUCUGUUGGGCGCCUUUCUUCAGCUUAAACUUCCUCUUCGGAGUCCUGCCCUCACAUCUCUUGGGACCUAACAUUCCCGAUGAAGUGACCACUACUUUCCUGUGGCUCGGCUACAUCUCAAGCAUCAUAAACCCCAUCAUUUACACCAUAUUUAACCGCAACUUUCGUCGGGCUUUCAAACGUAUACUUUUGUGCCAAAUCUGUGCAAACGAAUCGCUUCCCAAUAGCCGACGCUUUAGUCGCACGGCUUCUCAAACCCGAGACAACACGACACACACUAAGAGAAGUUCGGCGUCGCCGGCACACCAGACCUCCAGACACUGUGAUAUCAACACCUCAUUCAAUGAGAACAGUGACACCAAUGACAGCAAUAACCAUAGGAGUCAUCACUAUAACUAUAACUACAAUAAGCCCCUGUCCUGGAAGUUCAACACCACAUUCAAUGCCCGCAAUAAUAGACAUCAUUCC
Messenger RNA from Oppiella nova, 669 nucleotides. The record is from the annotation of a GenBank genome assembly. Lineage: Eukaryota; Metazoa; Arthropoda; Arachnida; Sarcoptiformes; Oppiidae.